Acanthamoeba castellanii str. Neff is the source of this 195-nucleotide messenger RNA. RefSeq lists its product as uncharacterized. Bases 1 to 195 code for a protein of 64 amino acids. The record is from RefSeq and is a predicted model, not a curated record. The transcript has 2 exons. Lineage: Eukaryota; Discosea; Longamoebia; Acanthamoebidae.
AUGACGCUGCCGCCGCUCACCCUGCCCUCACCGUGGUCCACCUCGGGUUCGUCGCCGCAGAUGGGACACGUCCACCACGCCUACGCCUCCUACCCGCCCUCCUUCACCCCGGCGCCCCCGCCCCUGCCGCCCCCGCCCUCCAGCGACUCGUCUUCGUCAUCUUCCAAGUCCUCCUCAAGCGCGCCACGAAUGUAG